Messenger RNA from Dromaius novaehollandiae (emu), 1719 nucleotides. It is a transcript of the gene MYL10, whose product is annotated as myosin light chain 10. The coding region runs from base 782 to 1462 and encodes 226 amino acids. Gene Ontology annotation, cellular component: cytoplasm; mitochondrion. Gene Ontology annotation, molecular function: calcium ion binding. The transcript is spliced from 7 exons. NCBI's taxonomy places the organism in Eukaryota, Metazoa, Chordata, Aves, Casuariiformes, Dromaiidae. The record is from RefSeq and is a predicted model, not a curated record.
UUUUUAAUGAAAUUGCCUUCUGAAUCAGCCAGCUCUCUAAUUACCAGAUUGAAUGAUUGAAAUUUUUAGGGCAAUUAAAUUCAAGCCUUUCUUUUCCAGUCCUUAUGUUAUUCCCCCCUUCUCUCCCUCCCCUCUCCAGUCUGGAGCCUUUCUAUAAUUUGGAGGCAGUUGCAGAAGCAAGCAGACCUUUAAAGCCAAGAUGUAUGUCUCCCUUAAUUCCUCUGUGGAUUUGUUUUAUAGACUAAGCAGAGAGGGUUCUGGUCUCUCAGUACAUGUGCAUUACCAAUACACAGUAUUGUGGGGGUUUUAUCCUAACAUGUCACAUCAUUAAAAAAUGGCUUGGAAGAAUUCAUUUAAUGUAGAAAUUCUGUGAAAAGACAAAGAUCAAUGUAGAAAAUAGAAGCACUAUUGGAAAAUGCCUGCAGAUCAAGCUAGAAAACUAAGGAGCAAAUUGCUGAUAAUAAUCAUGAUUGAUGAUAUACUAGAUAAGAGAAAACAAAACUCUCAAAGAAACAGUACAAAGCAUCUGUUAAUACAGCUGUUAGGACAAACACAUGAAAUAGUUACAUGAAAAGAUAAGUAUCCUUCCAAAAAAGGGCACAGCAGUCACAGGACGGAAUCCCAGGCCUAGUGAGGUCCAUGACAAAGUGGCUGCUCGUAUGGCUCUUGUGCCAGGAUUAGAGCGCUGAUCCUGCAAAACGUGUAACCACGUUCUUAAAUGUAAGUAUGUGAUCAGUUAUAUUGAUUUCAGUGGGACUAUUCCCUCCCUGAAAUUAAACACAUGCUCAACAGAUUUGCUGGAUCAGGACCUAAACCAGUGAAUAUGGUAAGUCUUUGUCCCAUUGCUUACAGGAAACCUUUGAAAUUCCAUUCCAUUUUCUUCAAAAGCCUUAUUCUGACUUUUUCAGCUUACCAAACUCAGUCUGAAAUACAAAGAUGGGUCUGCUAUCCCCCCAGGCAGUUACAGGCUCCAAAAAAGGCAAAGAAGAGGGUAGAAGGUGGUUCCAAUGUAUUCUCUAUGUUUGAACAAACCCAGAUCCAGGAGUUCAAAGAGGCUUUUACCAUCAUGGAUCAGAACAGGGAUGGCUUUAUUGACAAAGCAGACUUGAGAGACACAUUUGCUGCACUAGGUCGUCUGAAUGUCAAGAAUGAAGAGCUAGAAGACAUGGUGAAGGAGGCGCCAGGUCCCAUUAACUUCACUGUCUUCCUUACUAUGUUUGGGGAAAAGCUGAAAGGCACGGACCCAGAAGAAACCCUUCUGAAUGCUUUUAAGAUUUUCGACCCAGAAGGAAAAGGCCACAUAAAGGCAGACUACAUCAAAGAAAUGCUUAUGACACAGGCAGACCGGUUCAGUCAAGAAGAGAUCAACCAGAUGUUUGCUGCUUUCCCUCCAGAUGUCUCUGGUAAUCUUGACUAUAAGAACCUCUGUUACGUUAUCACCCAUGGUGAGGAGAAAGACUAAGAGGAAAGAGAUGAGCUUCUACUGUGGAGGAGCCUAUACACCAAAUUAUUUCAUAGUGCUUUUGUGUGCAAGAUAAAGGAAUAAACAUUCAGUAUGUGAAGCUGUGUCGUCAUCAGAAGAGAACCAAUAAAACAAUUGAAAUUAGAUUAAAGUCAUUUAAUGCUCCUGUUUUUAUAAAAGCUGAAAAUGCCAAUUUUGUGAGUUUUUCCCAUCCUUUUUUUCCUGUCGGUGGUUUGAAAUGGAAUUUUCUUGAUGAA